AUGAAUAAAAUAAAUGGAUCAAAAAUUGAUGACACAAACAAUUCUGAAACGCAACUACGAAAGCAAGUAAACAAUAACAACCAACUGAUAAGAGAAGGGAAAUAUAAAAUGAGUACAAAUUUUAACAUCUCCAAUUACAACUUAGAUUUAAUCAAAUGUUUGCAAAAUGACUCAGGAAUCUACUUCAUAUUAGAUCCUUCCAAAGCCAUCAAUGAUAAAAAAAGUUCCGAAGUGUAUGAUAUAUUUAUCCCUGAAAAUAGUGAUGGUGUUACCCUACAUGUGCAGAAAUUAAAUGAGGAGUACAAAUGCAUAGGAGUGAGCAUAACGAAGAAGGGCAUUGACAUUAACACUGGUACGCGCAUCUUUAAUACGAAGAUUGCCGACUGGUUGGAGCAGCUGUUCCAUUUUAACAAAACCUUGUCAAGCGGAAGCCAGCCCAGUGGCAACGGGGCUCCAAGCGCCAGCGCUGCUAAUAUUGGCGGCCAAGGCGAUCAUAGCGGCCACAGCGGCAUUAACACCGCAAGCCACAGCAACAGACUCAAACGAGUGAGCAGCAACAACUCUGCCACCGCAGAGAGCAACAGCGUGGAUACCUCCCCCUCCACAGUCAUAAACAAUUGCGACAAAGGCGCGAAUGCGGCCAUCAGCGCCCUGAGCAGCAGCGCAAACGGUGUUAGCGGUGUUGGCAGUGCUGGCAGCGUUGGCGUCGACGGCUACAACAACGUCAGGCAUAUGUCCUCACCUGGCAUGCAGCAGGGACCAAUCACCAACCUAGUUAAAAAUCCCAAGAGCAAUUUUGAGAAUUUUGAAAAUAACGACAAUAACUAUAACUCCACAGUGUGCAACAAGAAGACCAAUAAAAUGAUAAAUCAGUCUAGCUGCAAUUUAAACCAAAGCAACGGUACGAGCAAUGUGGUAACCCACAUUGUGCCCUCCACCAAUUUGUCCCCUGCUACUCAGUCGAAGGAGAAUAGCAGUAACAGUAAUAAUAACGCCCCUUCGACUCACCACCACCUGCAGCGGGUGCAACACACCAAACAGAUAAGGUUGAAUCAGAUGAAUGCGACCCACUCGCACAAGUCGCAUUUGCUACCGUAUCACGGUGCUAAUUAUGAGGACAAGAGUAGUAAGCUGUACAGCAGUGGAGGGGCAAAUGUAGGCGGUACCAAUAUCAGCGCGGCAAAUGUGAGUGGGACCAAUAUCAGUGGGGCCAAUGCCAGCAGUGUGAACAACAAAAAUGUGCUCAAUGCGACAUCGGCCAAUUUGGCUGCAUCGGGGGUGGGGUCCGGCAACGCCCAGGGAUCGUCUAACCUUAACAGUGAACACAUGAAGAAUAACAAACUGGGGUGUACCAACAGGCAGAAAAAUGUUAACCACGUACAUGGCAGUCAGCCGCAUAACAGUCAGCCACUUAGCAGUCAGCAGCAUGGUGGCGACCCCUUGUACAACGCGCAGAAUGGGCAGAACCCGCAGAACUCGCAGGACGGACAGAAUACACAUCCAAACAGUAACCAUCUAUAUAAUAAUCCCAAACCGCAACAGCCGUCAUACAAUGAAAAUUUCGGCUAUCGACCGACCCUAUUCAAUUUGCUCGAAGUUUUGGCGAAUCAUAAUAUUACUACUCCAGAUCAGCGUGUGUGCAUAAGGGGGAUAGUGACCGAUUUUUUAAACAACGAAUUACCUCAUGGGAAGAUCUAUGCAUACAUCGGUGCAGUAGUAGGCCACGACAUUCUACAUGACAUAAUAAGGAAAUUGGAGAAGGAUCCCAAUCGAAAUGUUGUUCCGGAUGCUUCUGGCUUGGCACGAAUCGAGGCAGCUUUCGGAUUGAGUAAAUCAUCCUAUGAUUUCGUGAAUCAUAACUCUAACAACACAAGUGUUAAUAAUAUUCCUAAUGUUUUGUUUAACCACCGAAAUCUGAAUAGUGCUCUGCUGAACAAUCAUAUUUAUUCGAGUAUCCUCUCCAAUGUAGCGAACAGCAGCUUGGCCAAUAAUAAUAACAAUCACAAUAAUAAUCACAGUAAUAAUCACAGUAAUAACAAUAACAGUAUCGCUAACGGGGGCAGCGCCAACGCACGGAGUGCCGACCGAAUCAAUAUCGACACUGAGAAACUCCUAAGUAACGUUAAAACGCAGGCUGAUUUAAACAACCUGCUCAAGUAUGCCAAGGGGAGCGACAACUACGCCUUGGCCUGUAACAAUCUUAUUAGUAUGAAUAAAAAGAAGGGGCUUCUUCCCCCCCCCAGCAUGAAUAACUUCUUAAAUAUCCGUUCAGAGGGUCCGUUCAACAAUGGCAUGACCUCCCUUGGCGGGGUGAGCGGCGUGGGACUGGGCAGCGCAGGGAUGAUGAACCAGAAAGGUGGCGGGCUCACUGCGCACGACUAUCUCUGCAUGUCGAGGAACCUCAACAUGCAGUGUCACCCGCUCAACAACAGGGCAAGCGUUUCGGAUGAUGAGGAAGAGCUCAUGAAGGUAAUCAAGAAAAACAUUGAAACGUACAAAAUGAAUAAUAUUAAGAAUAUGCUUAUAUCGUCCGUCUUCGGUAGAAUCAAGUGGCUUAAAAUAAUGAACGAAUCACCACACGCCUACCUCUAUGGACAUAGUAUUGUCAAGUUUGGGAAUAAAUUAUACAUGUUCGGAGGGACAAAUAGCAAGCACAAGAAGGUGCCAUUCAAUCAUACACUCACCUUUAGUCUCAUUUAUUACAAUUAUAAGUUAUUGCCACUUGGUGGAAAUUACCCCGAAGAAAGAGAUGGCCACACCACACACCUGAUCUCGUUGAAAACCGGACUAGCUGUCUUCCUUUUCGGCGGUAGUAACGAGAGUACCUACUUUAAUGAUAUUUACACACUCGAUAUGGAGACCAGGAAAUGGAGCCAACGAAUUACGAAAGGGAAGAUUCCCCUGCCUAGGGAUCAACACUGUUCAUUGGUAUACCCAGCGAAAAGUGAACACGUCCGAGGGGAGAGAACUAAUCUAACCGAGGGAGUAAUCAUCUUUGGAGGGAAAUGCCUCUACAACAAUAAUAUUGUUAACCUGAAUGAUAUGUGGAUAUUCCUAUUCCAAAUAAACAUGUGGGUCCGAAUCAAUUACUCCACUCAAGAGUCUCCAAUUGGAAGAUAUGGCAUGAAUUUCGUCUGGUCCGACACGAAUACUUUGUGUCUCUUUGGUGGAGAGUACUUUGAUUCGAAUAAGAACUGUCGUGAGAGGAAGCUACUUGACGACAUGUGGACCUUCCGUCUGAACCCUGCCUCCACUUCCAGCGCGAUAACCACCGGGGGAGGACCAGUUGCCACAAAUAAUGCUACUACUACUGCUACCACCCCGCUUGCCGAUGCAGCAGAGGUAAGCGUCGGGGUAGGCGUCGGGGUAGGCGUCGGGGUAGGCGUCGGGGUAGGCGUCGGGGUAGGCGUCGGGGUAAGCGGCAACAUCGGCGGAGCGGGAGGAGUACCCACCAGCGGAGGUGCCUGCAGAAAUUUUAUCUAUAAUAACUCCAGCUCCAUGGAAGGGACGCUCUACAACGCGGUUGACAUAAUGCACGCUGAUUCCUUUAACAAUGGGAAUGUCCAUGCUGCUGCGAAUAACCCCCCCGGGGGUAGUAACACCAACGAGGGAAAUAAGAAGCAGUUUUAUCAGAACCAUUUAGCGACGAGUCUGUCCAUAGAUAAGAGCAGUACCUGCGAGAAUUUAAAAAAUCUAAUGAAUAAUGGCUUGGGGGAGAAUUCCAUCCCAAACGCAUCCAUCAACCCAUCCAUAAACGCCUCUUUCAAUUUGAGUGAUGAUAAAGACUCAACCGAUAAUGAAAACGAUAAUGCGAAUAACCUCCUUAAGAGAGUAAAAAUAACGGGGGAAUGGAAGAGGGAGAUAUACGAUGGGAAGAUUGGCUGUAGGUCAAACUAUACUAGUAUCUUCAUAACUCAAAGGCAUCAAGAUUUUAAGAACGCAGAACCGAAGACGAUUGAGAAGCUGAUGCUGCUAUGCAGCGGAAUAACCUACGUCAACAAAGACAAUAAGUUGAAAAUCGUUUCAAGUGACGAAAUCUAUGUCUACUUCUUCUCUCAGAAGAGGUGGUAUCUCCUAAGGGGGAAGUUAUACAAUGAAGAAUUCAUCUAUAAUGCACGACAGAGACAUGUGGGCUGCUUCUUCGAAUCAAAGAAUGUACUCGGCAGAGCGAAUAAGAAUCCCGUUCCUUGUAUCUUCAUCCAGGGGGGGUUUAAAAAGAACUCCAUUUUUGGAGACGCCUGGUUAUUAUCCCUCACAGGAGACAACCCCCUUAGAAUCCAUGAGUAUGAUACGUGUAGAGAAAAAAUAUCCACCACGCAGAUGCCACUGUACUACUUCAGGGACACACAUUCGAUUAGCCUCCUCUACAGCUUCUGCACUCUGCAAAAAUGGCUUUUUGGUGCAUUUGCCAAUUUGGUUGAUAAUUGCGUCCAUGCUUUAAACCCAGCAGAGAAUGUUUUUAUAAAAUAUGAGUUGACCCCCGAACAUGACGGGAUGCUGUCCAUUCAGGAUGAUGGAGAGGGCCUCGACUUCAACGCCAUGAAUAGAAUUCUACGCCUAUACGGAAACUAUCGUAGCUAUGAUAGCAACAGCUUGUAUAAUGAGACGGGCAUGGGGGGAAGUGUGAAGAAGCACAACUUGCCCAAUAGCGAUUUUGUGAGUAGCCACCGAAUUGACGACUCCGAUGAGGAGGAUGGCGGUGAGACUGGUGGUGGGGAUACUCCAUGUGCGGAGAAGAUACAGCAGGAACCCGGCACAGGAGAGAACAGUAAUAAUAAUAAUGAUAACCCCACUGGGGAAGAAGCCGGGACGACGAAAAACAACAAUGAAGCAACUCCCCAGGGGGGAAACCAAAGGAGGAAGAAAAAAUGCUCCUUCAAUGACCAUUAUUAUCAUAAGAAUUAUGACCAAGAAUAUUUUUACAACGAAAAUGCAAAUGGACUGUUUGAUAUAAAAUAUGGCAUAGGAUUCAAAAUGUCAUUUGCUCGUAUCUCCUCCAGUUGUGCCAUUAUGUCAAGGACUAUAAACACCAUCGGGAUCGGAUUACUCUCCUUAGAGUUAAUGAACCACUGUGACGCCAAAGAGUUAGCCACCCCUCUGUGCAUGUGGAAGUUACCCAAUAAAGAAUUGAUAAACAGAAACAUUGCCAACAAGUCAGAGCAUAGGCAUCAUCAGAAGUUGCUUAUGUCUUAUACGCCAUUCAAUAGCCCCAGUCUGUUAGCGGAGCAGAUUAACAUCCUUGGGACGUAUAGCGGUACUAGGUUAUUAUACUGGGAUUUUAGAGACGACAUGGAUUUUAUUGUAUUUUCCCCCGCGAAUAAUAACAUUUACCUGAGCAGCUCCCCCCUCAGCAUUGACGAAAUUAAGUGUAGAAAAAAGAGAAGAGGAGCCGCGAAGGGAGCGGCGAACGGGGCUGCCAGCGGGGUAGACUCUUCCAGAAAACUCCACUGCAUCGAGGACAUUAAACUGAGCAACAGAGAAGUUAAGCGAAAGCCUCAUUUCGAUCAGCACGAGGAGGAAAAGGAAAAAUAUAAAAGGAGCAAGGUAGACCAUAGUGUGAGUCGUCUUCCUGUCGUUAAUAAUGGGACGAACACAGAUGCUGAGAAGAAGGAUGAGCAGGAUUUCCAGGUGGGAGAGAAGAGCUGCACACCAGGGGUUAAGGAUGAGCAGCAAUAUAGUCUAAACGGCAAUGUCAAGGAGGAAAACGACAAGAAUAAAAAGUCCGACGGAAAGAACAACGAUGGUGGUGUCGCCCAAUUUGGUGACACCGGUGAAGCUACUGCUAAGGAUGGUGGACAAAAGGACGAGGUGAGCGAAAAGUGCCCCAAGGUUGAUACUUCCAACGGUUCGUCGGCUUCCCCUCCUCAGGGAGGAGCAAACAAUGAUGCAGAUGCGAGCACAACAGCGAACCGGAAGGAUGAACCGAAACUACGAGGGCCAAAAAAGUCAUCCCCCCCAAAGAGUAACAAAAGUAAGUAUUACGAAAAUGAACAAUUUCAGCACAGCAAUGACAUUUUGAAGAAGAUGAAUUUAUUCGAAUACAACUCUCAUUUGCAUCCGACCAUAUCGAAGGAGAAGUACAACGUUAGUCCCAUUUUCCCUUUGUGGGAUCAUCCCAAAGAUAGUAUUGACUAUUGCUUGUCUACUUAUUUGUAUUGGCUCUACCUGAGGAGAAGUACGAAUAUCUUUCUCCAGAACACUUUGCUGAUACCGACGUGUAUGAGGAGAGACGACCACGUUGCGAAAGGCGCAGCAGGAGAUGCCACCGGCACGUCUUCCACUGGUACCCAGAAGGGGAAGAAGCCAAGGGGGCGAAGGAAAUUCAAAAAGGGAGCCAUGAAGAAUGGGAAAAGUGGCAUAGAAGUGGAAAAGAAAGAGAAAGCGGAGGAAGUAGAGAAAUCAGACAAAUCAGACAAAGCAGAUAAAGGAGAGGACACAAAUUCACCUGUAGCAGUGAAGGAAGAAGUGGACGAUGAAGUGAGGAAAGCAGUAGGCGACCUACCCAGUAAGGACGACACGGUACUCUCCCCUAGUAGUAACGACCCAAGCACACACAAAGACGGAGAUGAGAAUACCAACCAGGGUGGCAUCCUCAACGAUUUGAACAACGAUGGAAUGGCUAACGAGAAACUCCACGUGAAGAACGAAUUACAGGAAGAGGUUCCUGCUAGUAGUAGUGACAAGGUCUGUGUUGACAAUCUGGAGGUCCAUGGCGCAACUGAAGCGAGUAGUAACGGUGAUAUAAAGGAAAGUAAGGGUAACAGUGGAGAGGCUUCAAACGAAGGAGAUGGCUCUGGACCAGUGGGUGCUGUCCCCUCUAGUGACGGUGCUUCCCAUACGAUUGAGAGCAACGCCAAGGUUAGUGCCAGGGAAGGCGAAACGAAUGAGGAAGAUGACAGCGAAGUGGAUGAAAACGGGUUCACAAAGCUGCAGAAGAAAAAACUGGAAGAAGCCUUAGAGUACGGCAUAUCGCAAGAAGUGAAAAAGCGCAAACAUGUACAUAGGAACGAAACGGAUGAUAGCGCACAGGAGGACGACUACAAUGAGGACGGUGAGGAAGAGGAAGAGGAGGACGACGAGGAGGAAGGCAAAAAGAACGCAGACGCGGCAGAGAAUUCGAACAGUGUGGAGAAAGCGCAGCAGGGGGAAGAGGCGAAUGGGGCGAACACAGCGAAUACGGCGGAUUCGUCGAACACGGCGGAUGCGGCGAACAUGGCAAAUGGGGCAAACCAUACAGAGGCCACCCCCAAUGGGGAAUCCCCAGGUGACGCGAACAACCCCGAGAGGACACCCGAAACGAAUGACGCGCAAGUGAGUGCAUCACCCGUCGCGAAAGACUCAGACGCAGCGCCAAAUCAGCAACCAUCCCCCAAAGCGACAUUCGUAAAAGAAGGAGGAAAACGAAUGAAGAAGACAAAAAAUAAAAAAGAAAAAGGCGAAAACGCAGUGGGAAAAAGAAGAGGAAAUAGCCAUUGGAUGAACCGUCAUAGCAAUGAUGCGAAGAAUGAACAAAAUGAAAAAACACGAAAGGAGAAUUAUGUCAAUGUCUACAUGGAGACACUCAAAAUUACAGAUCAGUAUUAUAUAAAUAAUACGAAUAAAUACACCCUGUACAAUUUUCUGAGGAGGAAACUUUACCGGAUGGUUGAGUUUCACUAUCUGUUUACUCCCUCUGAUUAUGAAUACGGCUCGUUCAUUAUGAUGGGAUUCCUAAAUGACAACACGAGUAGCAGCAUAGAAGUUAAUAGAAUCUGUGAGGCGGGAAUUUUACUUUAUUACAAGAAUCGACUAAUCAAACGGUUGGAUGCGCCAUUCAUAGACACCGCGUAUAAUCUGUCCCUUUCGAAAUAUCCUCCGAACCCAUCAUUAUACGAAGGAAAUCUGUACAAAUAUGCCCUCACCGUUAUUGUGAAUGUCCCCAAUUGGCUCAAACCUUCCAUUAGCAAACAAGAGUUUGUUCAUGAGAAUAAUUAUGCUUUCCUCCUCUUUAAGAAGAAACUGGUGAGUCUCAUUAAGUACUACCUCUGCAUCUGUGAAGACACGGCAAAGCUAACCAAGUGGAGACAAUCGCGUGAUCUUAAAUUGAAGAAGUACCUUGAAAAUAUGCAAUACAGCAAUAGACUCUCCAAAAAUGACUCGGACAAUGAGUACGAGAAGGCCUACAAAAUAAUGUAUAACGAUAAGGAGAAGAACCGAAAUGACCAGGAGGAGAAGCAGGUUGUGCCUCAUAAGGAAGAGACACCGCAAAGGAGGGACCGCGCAGCGGCACAGCUAGCCAAAUCGGAUGAAGGCAGAACCCACGAGGGAAAUAGGAGGAGGGGCGAGGCUGCUAAUGCGGUAGCGGAGGCGGAAGUGGUAGAAGCGGCGAAUGAGGCCAAUGCAGCAGAUGCAGAUGAUGCGGCAGAUGCUUCCACUGGGGAUAAGCUCCAGGAGAACUGUACCAACUUAAAAGAGGAGGAGGAAGAGGAAGAAGAAGAAGAAGAAGAACCCGCAGAGAAUGACAUGCCAGCCGAGGAGGAAGAAGCGGAAGAAGGCGAGGAAGGCGCUGCAGAGGACGAAGGAAUGAACGAGCAGUAUGCACAUAAACCGAAGAAGGAAAGGAAGCGGAAAAAGCGAAAUGAAGAGGAGGAAGAAGAGGAAGAAGAUGAGGUAGAAGAGGAAGAGGAAGAAGUGGAAGAGGAGCAGGUAGAAGAGGAAGAUGGCGAAGAGGGCGACGAGGGCGAAGAUGAUGAAGAAUACGUUCCGGAGGAAGACGAAGAGCACAGAGACGUCGAUGCGGAUGAGGACAAUGAAGAGGAGGACCAAAAUGAUGAGGAGGACCAAAAUGAUGAGGAGGAUCAAAAUGAUGAGGAGGAUCAAAAUGAGGAGGACCAAAGAAAGGCCAGAAAAAAACAGAAAGUCAGCCACGAAGAAGUGGACGAUGAGGAGGAAGAAGAGGAUGGUGAAGAGGUCGACGAAGAAGAGGAAGAAGUGGAGGAGGACGAAGAGGAGGAAGAGGAGGAUGGAGAAAAGGAUGGUGAUGAGGUCAACGAAGAAGAGGAAGAAGUAGAGGAGGAAGAGGAAGAUGAAGAAGAACAAAAGGAGGAAGAUGAGGAAGAGUACGACCCAGAAGAAGACGAUGACGAUCAUAACGAAGUGCUUAAGGCUGUAGAAGACGAGGAUGAGGAGAAGGAAAACCUUGUCAACUCCCACGAAGACGGGAAUGAAGUCGAUGAGGAGAAUUACGAGGACGAGUGGAGCAGCUAA
Molecule: messenger RNA, 9246 nt
Organism: Plasmodium inui San Antonio 1
Lineage: Eukaryota; Apicomplexa; Aconoidasida; Haemosporida; Plasmodiidae
Exons: 1
Coding region: 1-9246 (3081 amino acids)
Molecular function (GO): protein binding
Source: RefSeq, a predicted model, not a curated record